Ipomoea triloba (trilobed morning glory) is the source of this 1186-nucleotide messenger RNA. RefSeq names its product F-box protein PP2-B15-like. The transcript is spliced from 3 exons. Lineage: Eukaryota; Viridiplantae; Streptophyta; Magnoliopsida; Solanales; Convolvulaceae. Bases 68 to 949 code for a protein of 293 amino acids. The record is from RefSeq and is a predicted model, not a curated record. Gene Ontology annotation, molecular function: protein binding.
AUGUCGUCAUCUUUAAUUUCUUGCCAAACCAUGUAUAAAGUCCCUGGCAAGUAAACCAACGCAAAAAAUGAUAUAUCAAUCUGCGUUUCCUCCCUCUAUGACCAUGGCGUCCAACGAAGCAUCUCUCGAUCUUUUACCCGAAGAUUGUGUGGUUCAAAUCCUUUCUCACGUGCCGCCCCGCCUCGCGUGCCGAUCGUCGUUGCUCUCAGCAACUAUACGCGCCGCCGCUGAAUCGGAGCUGCUAUGGGAGACGUUCUUGCCGUCGGAUUAUCGAGACAUCAUAUGCAGAUUGGUUUCUCCCAUAAUGUUUGAGUCCAAGAAAGAGUUGUUUGUCAAGCUUCUCAGCCCUCUUCUCAUAGAUGGGGGCCACAAGACAUUUUGCAUUGAUAGAGAAAGCAGUAAAAAGUGUUUAACCUUGAGCGCGAGGGAGCUUUCAAUUGCUUUCUCUAGAAAUGCCCUCUACUGGUGUUGGAAGCCCCUCUUGGGUUCUAGGUUCCCAGAAAUUGUUGAGCUUAUAAUGGUCUCUUGGUUGGAAAUAAAGGGAAACAUGAACACUCGAAUGUUGUCUCCAUAUACAACCUAUGGGGCAUAUUUUAUCUUUAAGUUGGCAGGUCGUGCAUUUGGCCUGGACGCUUUACCAUCUGAAAUUUCAAUCAAAGUUGGAAAUCACCAAUCAGAUAGAAUCAUUUAUUUGCGUCAAAAUUCCAACAACAAACAAGCAAUGGAACGACUUUUCAUGCUGAAUAGGGUUGAGACUUUAAGGUCAAGGCUUCAUGAACAACAAGAAUGCACGAUUCAUGAGCGAGAUGAUGGAUGGUUGGAGAUAGAAUUGGGCGAAUUUUACAAUGAUGGAAGUGAGAAGGAGGUUCAAAUGAGCUUUAGAGAGGUGAAGGGUGAGCAUCUAAAAGGAGGGCUCAUUGUUGAGGGGAUUGAACUCAGACCCAAGUAACACAUCAAGAAUUAAUUGCUUCAUCAUCUCAUGUUUAAUUAAAAAAAAAAAAACAAACAAACAAACAAAAAGAGGUUGUUUAAUUAUAUUUAUUAGGUAGGUAGGCAUACAUAUAUUUGUAGAACAAAUUAAUUGUCCUGCAUUGUUUCACUUAUUGAUUAAUAGAUUAAUUGAAUUUUGUAUUUCUAUUGAAUUGUAAGUUUCCUACUCUUGGUGUCAAUUAUUGUUUAUUGGAAA